CUAAUCACACAUCUGUUAUAUCACAACAGGUUAGAAAAUAUUAUAGUACGUACUGUCUCUAAUAUGUGAAAACACUUUAGGACUAUAGACAGUGUCGUGUACCAGGAACAUAAAGUGAGUAACCCAAGCCAUAUCAAUAAUCACACAUACGUUAUAUCACAACAGAUUAGCAAAUACUACAAUACUUAUUGUCUCUUAUAUGUGAAAAUACUUCAGGAGCAUAGAGUUGUGUAAAUUAAAUAAACUUGUAUUGUGUCAUUACGUAUUCCAAUUAGUGAAAACUCUGUAGGAACGUGGACAGACUCUAUGUAGAUGGGAUAUACAUCAUGUUGGGGAAACCGACAUUGCUGAGUGCUCUGAUGGUACGAACCCUGGCAGCGCUAACGCUCGUGCCCAGUGACGCUGAUAUUUGUGACAUCACGGCUUGUGACGCUCUUAGACGCAUGCGAGAAGAAAUUGCUGGCGGCAGUCUGCUGGACCCAGGUAAGCCACCCGUGUACGAGGAGUCCCAGGAGGAUCGCAUCAACAAGAUAGAGCGGCGGCUGCGCUCCGUGGAACAACCCUUGUGGCGCAAGAACGUCGAGGAAGACCGGUGGUACCGGUGCUGUGAGGGCCCGUGUCGUUGUCGUCCGGAGACCUUCGCCCUCAGCUGUUGGAGACAGGAGCUUGACGAGCUGCCCUCCAAUCAAUACGUCCCUAACGACAUUCGAGUCAUAGAUCUAGGCAUCAACCAAAUUACAUCACUAAACAGAGAUGCUUUUAAAGGUCUUCAUAGAUUAGUUGAACUUGAUAUGUUUGACAACCGAAUAGACUUCCUACCCUCUGUGAUUUUUGACAACCUGGACAGUCUCGCUCAUUUGAGACUUCACAGGAAUCGUUUGGAAGAUCUGCACGGAAAGCUGUUUCACAAACUCGCAAAUCUUGAAACCCUAGACUUGUCCACCAACUCGAUACGGCGGCUAGCAGCCACGCUUUUCCGAGGCACUCCCCGCCUGGUGGUGCUACAUCUCGCCAGUAACGCCCUGGAAGACCUCCCAGAGAGCGUGUUCCGUGGUCUGGUCAGGCUGGAAGAGCUAGAUCUCUCCUCAAACGUUUUCUUGGAGUUCCCCAUCGGCAUCUUCAAAGGUCUUACGAAUCUCAAGCGACUCAAGCUUCACGACAACAGACUCAAACAGCUACCUCCGGGAGUGUUCAGCGAUCUGCACUUCCUGGAUUUGCUGAGUUUAAGGAGAAACAGGUUGACGUUUAUACGACCUGGGCUGUUCGACAACCAGCGUUACCUGACACACCUUGAACUUACAGGCAACUGGAUAUCAACGUUGUCUGGUCAGGAGUUUUUGAAGUUACCUUCCCUCAGAGAAUUACAUAUGGGCCAAAACUAUCUAGAAUAUAUUCCUGAGGGAACAUUCCGGGAAUCGGGACAACUAGAGAAACUGUUCCUUUUCUCCAACAACUUAGUUAACUUGGACUCCGGGACUUUUACUGGUCUCGCCAAUCUCACUGUUCUGUUACUCAACAACAACUUGCUGCGACUUAUGAGUGAGAACAUCUUCGAGCCUCUCGUCAGCCUCAAGAAGUUACAAGUGGACAGCAACAAGUUUCAGUACCUGCCGACGGACUGUUUGGAGUUCGUCCCGAACCUAUUAUCUCUUAAGUUGUCGAAGAACCCUUGGCACUGCGACUGCGCAAUACUGUACCUUGCCACGUGGUUACGUGCAAAUCGGCGAAAAGUCUGGGACUCCAGCCCCACGUGCCGGGGACCCGGAGACCUGGGGGGCCGUCUGGUGGAGGAGAUGACGUUCGACGACCUCUGUGAUGGCCAAUGGGCGAGCAUGGUCAAGCUGACCCCCAGGGUGCCCAUCAAAUAGUUUGCGCUGAAAAUAAUUGCUCAAAUGUUGCCGUUGGUAUGAGUUGACAGCACUGGACCGACCUAUAAUUGUGAUUGUAUUAGUGAGUGUAUAUUAUAAUGGACAUGAAAAUACAGCUAUUUACACUAAUUAUGACUAAUAAAACAAUCAAAGUAAAAUGAAGUACUUUGUAAGAAACUUGUCACGACGCAGAGUCUCAUGAAUGAGCUGUGUUUAAACACCAACUCAAUUAGUCCCGGUUCAAUGAAUAAGUGAUUAUGAAUAAAACGUUCUGUCAACUGUGACAUGUCAGAAACAAGCGUACUCAAUAAUUAAUCGUGUGUUUCAAUAUAACCCGUGGUUCCGAUUAAAUGUAAUUUAAAUUUAUUUGCCACCAUAAAAUAACCAAUAGUCUAGUUUACAAAGAAUCAUAUAUGGGUGAACUAAAUCAUUCUUACUUAUUUGUUUUUCGGUGGAUGAUUAAAUGUACAAAUUGUUUUUAGAGCCGUCUGAACGUACUGUAUUUAUAAUUUGAAAUGUAUACUACUACUGUUAAACGGUAAUAGCCUAUAGUUUAGCCGCAUAGGCACUGUAGUGCGUACAGUGCUUACUUAGAGAAUGGUACUCUUAGUCGAAAAUUGUGGGCCUCUAUGGGUUAAACUGACUAGUAUAUUAAUGGUUUGAAUUGAAUACUAUGUAUUUUGUUUAUAUUUUACGUAAUAUAUUGUACAGCCAGUAAUAUAAGCCUCACAACUACAA
Messenger RNA from Homalodisca vitripennis (glassy-winged sharpshooter), 2606 nucleotides. Its product is annotated as carboxypeptidase N subunit 2-like. Gene Ontology annotation, molecular function: protein binding. Bases 327 to 1868 code for a protein of 513 amino acids. NCBI's taxonomy places the organism in Eukaryota, Metazoa, Arthropoda, Insecta, Hemiptera, Cicadellidae. Gene Ontology annotation, cellular component: extracellular matrix. The record is from RefSeq and is a predicted model, not a curated record. The transcript is spliced from 11 exons.